GCUCCGGUACCGUGCAGCUCGUGACUACCAAAGUGCGCGCCAGGUGUAACGCUCCCCAAACUGUAACCAGCAGCAAAGCAGACGCAACCAAAGCAACACAAGCCAAAAACUCCCAUCCUCGGCGCCACAGUGAGCAUCAAUUAACGAAGCGCAGAGCAAAGAACGAUAGAAAGAUUCCGUGCCGUAACAUUCCAAAGCCUACCGAGCCGCAGCGUUGCUUCCGUUCUCCUCGUGCACCUAUGUAAAGUCUGUUCCGGUUCUAGCGAUACGUUCUCUCGUUCUCACGCAUCUCUUCUUGUGUGCCUGCUACCGACCGGUUUCGGAAGUGACGCCUGUGUACAAGCCGCGGCUGUUUUAGGGCAACGAAUUAAUAGCAGGAGGCCCAAACGAUCCGGAAAGUGAAAAGCAAGAAGGUGGUGUGGUAUAUCUGGGUCGAAUGUUGAACCAACGCGCUUAGGUUACCGGUCAUGGCGAUUCGGUAAAGUUGCGCAAAACAGCGGAAGUGAACGAGAAGUAAAAUAGUGCUUGUGGUCGCAGGUCGAACAGUGUGCUCAAUUGUCCUCACAGUGACGCAGUGAUAACAGAAGCAGCAGUUGCCAGGCACACCGAUACAUUACUCCUUUGCUUCAAGGACACGCCAUCAACAAACGAACCGUUUCUCGAUGCCAUACAUUCUUAUCCGUGGCAAUCUUGCCUCCUACGGUCACAAGCAUCCGUUCCGUGUGCUGGUGUCGGGACUGAAAGCGGCCGAUAUUGAACAGCUAAACCGGUUUCCCUGCGGUGGCUACAGCGAUGAGUCCACCGUCGUCUACCUGCAGCAUCCCUGCGUGAUACUGACCGCGUUGGAGGUCCUCGGAUACCGGGUUGUAGCCUCCUCAUCGACCGCGGUCAAGCAGGACUACAACGAGUACAUGUGGACGAUGCGGAAGGAAUUUAGCGAUCCGGAACCGUACCUGGGCGACACCUCUUCGGUUUCGCUGAUCGAGCGCGACAAUCUGGCCAACAGUGGCCGCGAGGGAAACUGCGUUGGGGCGAAAAACAGCAAAAUCGAUCUACCGGAGUAGUUUCGUCAUCA
Messenger RNA from Anopheles darlingi, 1075 nucleotides. RefSeq lists its product as uncharacterized. Bases 663 to 1064 code for a protein of 133 amino acids. Gene Ontology annotation, biological process: negative regulation of biosynthetic process. The transcript is spliced from 4 exons. The record is from RefSeq and is a predicted model, not a curated record. Lineage: Eukaryota; Metazoa; Arthropoda; Insecta; Diptera; Culicidae.